AUGGGGCAAGUCGCCUCCAGAAAGUCAAGGUUAGGAGCAGAUGGUGAUCUGGAAACUGAGAGGCAGCAUCUGGCUGAAAAGCAGAAGUUAUGCAAAGCUCGAGCUCACAAAUUUUCUCUGGAAACCAAUCGACGCCAAAGAGCUCUGCACGAAAGACGAAAGCAGUGGGACAUGCAGGAGCAACGCCUGAGGGAGAUCGCCCUACAGCAACGUAGACAGCAAGUACAAGAGGCAACCGAGCGGUUCCAAAGAGCCCAUCUGCCUCCGUCUCAGAGAUACAGACCAUCUAUUAGAAGAAAUCCUGCAAAUAUGGAAGAUGCACUCAGUCAAAUUCAAGGCACUUUGGGCUCAUACACCCGGCAGUCCUCCCUCUUGUCCAGUAACACUAACAUUAGCAGAAGCAGCACUUCUUCAACAGUUUCAAACCCCUCAAACCGCCAAGCGCUCUCUGCUGCAGAGUCCUACACUAAACUGCUCCAGAAGGAGAGCAGGUCAGACAUGUAUCGAGCUACCAGUUCACAGGGCAGCCGACGGUCUGAAAGCCUUUCAAGUGAGGACAGCUUGGAGAAUGAAGACCCGAACCACAGCACAAUAAAUCCACAGUGCUCUCACUCAUCCUUUUUUCUUCGCUAUGAGAAAUCCCAUUCAGACCUGAGAAAGCGUGAUGAUUUGUGUCCAGCGCGGGGCCUAACUUCUUCCUCGGUGAUCUCUCCUGAUGAAAACGUGGCCCAGUCCAGUGAACUGCAUGAAGCCAAGGCGGAAAAACAAGAGGACUCUCCAAGGACUUGGGGUUUCACAUUAUUUCAGCAAACACCUAAAACAGAGAGUCAGCCUGCUCGGCACGACUGUGAUUUAUUAACUCUUUGUGAAAUUACUACUGGAGAGUCAGGACACUUGGAGGUGAAAUCCUCACAAAACAAUCCAAGGGACGGCAUCAGUUUUAUAAACAGAGUCGUUCUUGGCGCCGCACAAGUUGAGUCUUCACAUGCAUAUCAAGAAGCUGAUUUGGAUCUCAUGCAACAGCGUAUUAAGGAUCACAAACUAUUACGUUAUCUAUCAGCCACAGGUAUUCCUUUACCUUCCAAAAAUUGGAGCAGCAAAGACAUUUUGUAUGGAGCUCCUCCGAAGCCGGAUCAUUCCUUAAAGGAUAGCAAAACUGAUAAUUUGUCGGAUGACAAAUCUGUCCGGGAAAUCGGAGAAGGAAACCCUUGUCUGUCAUUACAGAAAGAACCCUAUGAUUCCAUAAAUAACCUCAAUAAGAUUUCAAACUUGGAGUGCAAAACUGAAAAUCCCAUAAAUGCAGAACCGCUGCCACACAGGAGCUUGUCUAACAUUCAGUCAGAUCACUUUGACUCUACUGACGAGGAAGAACAGAAAUUACCCCUUUCAGUGGCAACAUCUCGUUCAGCGUGUGAAGUCAGAUUCAAUAAAGGAAUCCUUAAAAAGCAGCACAAGUAUAUAUCGGCAGAUGCCACGUCCGUGCAGGGUUUAGGGCAUUUUAUUUUUGCUAAACAAGUAGCCUUAACCAUAAGGGAUAGUGUUGAAUUAACAAGAGCAAAAACCAAAUAUGUGAAGGUAAAUAACCCCAUCAAAAAGAAGCUGCGUUGGUUUGAUGAGGUAUGUGAGGAAAAAAAGGCAAAGCAGCAGAAUAUAUUGAAACAAGUGAAAGACAAGUGUUCCAGUCCUUCUCAUCCGAAAGACAAUUCAAAGGACCACCAGCUAAGACUCACUGCAGACUCUGGGUCUCCAAUGGCCGGACCCAGCGUGACCCCUGCAGCCUCCACUGGUUAUCAGUUUACAAGAGAAGCAUGGACAGAUGUUGGGGUUCAAGUCAACUUGCCCCAGGAACAAGAAGACGAGGUCAAGGUUCCCCAGAGCAUCACUCGGUCCACUGGUCCCAAAGUCCCUCGGAGAGAAAGCUCCGGCAAAGUCGGACCGGGUCCCGUCCCCUCAACGGCUAGAAGAAGGGGCACCGUCAUACGAGCCCAAUCUGCUGCCGGCGUACGUCAGAUUGCUAAAACCCAGGGGAAGGUCAUGGAGCCCCGCCCACCUCCUCGGACGGAGUUCGUUGAAGAAAAGACGCCUUGUACCACCAGAGAUACCACAUAUGGCGUGAGCCGCGCUGGCGUCGGCUGCAAACAGGCCUGCGUUACGGAGAAGGUCCUGCACAAGAACCACUCGGAGAGGUUUUUCUCACCAAACACUUAUCAUGUGAUCAACACAGAUAGCACUGCUAUCUCCUCUGCUCUGCCUCCCUCGUGCAGCCGCCCCCCAUCCUCCGAGGACAACAGCAAAAGCACGCCCGUUUCAGGUCGUCAGGAGACCGAGAGCAGACGAAGAGGGGUGGUGAAGAGUGAAAAGGGCCUCUGUUUAGCUUGCACUCCCACUGAUGAGGAGAUUUCCCAGCUCUGGCAUGGUGUGCGCAGCGCCUUAACCACAAAGGAUGCGGAAAGCCUCCUUAAACGCCAGACUCUGCAGAGUGGGCCCGUUUUAAGGAAACCCUGUGCUGAGCAGAGCCAACAAUCCCCUGGCUCGGGGACCAGAAGGCCUCCUCUGAGUUCUCAGCCUACAAAGAAAACUGCGCUGGUCAGACCACGUUCAGCCACAACCGACGGGGCCUUUCCAAAUGAAGGUUUGAAGGGUUCGGGCCAGUUACACCCAGCUGAAGUGCAUGCUGGGGGCUUGUUGGAGGGGAAUCACACCGCGGCUGCCAUGGACACGGCUCAAACACAUACGUCUGGAACAGCGAGGCGGCCCAGCCAACAGCAGGGGCUCGCCACCAUUUCCUUUGAGGAGAAGAAAAUACUCCUCUCUCUGGACAAACUCAACCACCAGCUGCACUAUUUGCAGGGACAUGUUGGGGCUGAUGCUGGCACACAGGGUUCCUCUACAAGAGAAGUGAACGUCAGAGAUGAUCGCAAACGCCGCACAUCCUCAGCUCAGCGCAUGCAAUCCCAGAAGAAAUUCUGACGUAAAGUUUAGUCCACGCUGUUCUUCAUGCCGGCCAGUGCACAUUGUGUUGCAUCAUACUUAGUAUCU
Cololabis saira (Pacific saury) is the source of this 3039-nucleotide messenger RNA. RefSeq names its product centrosomal protein 126 (gene cep126). Gene Ontology annotation, biological process: non-motile cilium assembly; mitotic spindle organization; cytoplasmic microtubule organization. The coding region runs from base 1 to 2970 and encodes 989 amino acids. The transcript is spliced from 11 exons. Gene Ontology annotation, cellular component: centrosome; midbody; ciliary base. NCBI's taxonomy places the organism in Eukaryota, Metazoa, Chordata, Actinopteri, Beloniformes, Belonidae. The record is from RefSeq and is a predicted model, not a curated record.